AUGGGGCGUGGAAAGGGGCGUGGGAAGAACAUUGACAUUACCAAGAGUUUCUUCCAGCAAGCGGGAUCGUUGGGUCGUGUUUCAGUCCAGCUCUCUCCAACUCGGGUUAUUUCGGUAGGUGAGGACGAGAUCAGCCCAACGAAUGGUAGCAGGGCGGCUUUACAGCUGUGGCGAGAUGACGGGACGGAGGUGGCGUUGAAAUUGUGUCAGAAUUGGAGGCAGGGUACAUGUAAUAGUCAAGGAGCUUGUAGUAAUGCCCAUGUGCUUGCAUAUCACAGCCAGAUGCCUAUGCCCAAUAUGGUGGGUGUGAUGAAUGCUUUUACACCCAUUCCAAUGCCUUCAACCGGCCCACGUGACAAUUCCGAGAAAUCGGUCUCACCUAAAUGUUUACACCGGCCCCAGCUGCCACACCAACAACCACAAGGUGCCGUGGUUGAUCCCGGCCGUGCAGCAGAACAUAAGGUUAACAGUAACACCACAAACACAACAAGCCACGGUACACUCAUUCCUGCACCUAGGAGUCAACAGAACAAUCGGCAACUUUACGCGGCAAACAAUAGUUCUGCACCUUCAGGGGUACGUGCUACCAACACAACCUGGGGGCGUGAGGCCCUUGGACCUGAAAACCACUACGGAAGCCAACAGCAGACUCAUAAUCCUCAACCGCAACCGCAACAUCAACCGCAACAACAACAACAACAACAACAACAACAACAGCAACAGCAGCAGCAGCUUGCGACUCAACCCCGAGGUGCGUGGAAUGUGUUGCAGCCUAACGAUGAUGGUAGACGACAGGCGGCGGGUGUUGUUUUAAGUGCUGCAUAUCUUGACAAAUUGAAUCAGAGACCAAAGGACAAGUGCGAGCUCGUGAAGCAGAAGGCUGCAAACAGUCAAAAUAGCAGUAGUUUCAGCGGUAACAAUAGUUUGAACAGGGGGAGCGCUCCGCGCCACCAACCAUCCCGAAGCCCAACAGGGCCCCGAAGGGAAGACACGUGGGCAAGUGUUGCGGCGUUAAACCAUUCAAACGGAGCUUCCGUCAUUUGGGGCGAUGGUGGUGUACAAAUGUGGGAUUUGAUGUUGAAUAAUACCGCCGCCUCGCCAACCCCAUCGCAGACCAGUGGUGUUAAUCAACCGGCUUUGGGUCGUGAUUUAAAUUCUGCUGCACUGAGACCAAAUUCGGGCCAGUUGUGGUCAUCCCUUGCUUCCAAUGGUCGGCAACGGAGUGUCAACAACAAUGCGGUCCCCAGCGCCACUAUUAACAACAACAACAACAGCAGCAUCAACAGUGGUGGUUUCAUCAGCGUAAACACCAGCCCCAACAUCGGGAAUAACAACAGCCCUCAGCAAUGCUCCAGCAAUAACGGUAAUGGUGGUAUAACUGGUGGAAGCAGAACCUCAAGUGCCACUGCGUCUUCUGAAGCUCUGAAAAACCAACUGUUGCGAGCGUUGGUGGGUGGAGGAGCGGAAGCUGAUGAACUCACUUCUCCUCCUCCUCCUCCUCCUCUUCCCCGAGCAGAAGUUGCGCACAGUCGAGUGAGCAGCGGUAUCGUUAGCAUAAACACGGGUGCACCAUCGGUUGGUUGUGCUGCUGAAGGCAUGAAAUCGGGUGUAUUGUUAAGUUUAUUAGGGAAUGAUGGAGAUGGCGGAGUAAUGCAUGGGAUGAUGCCACCACAACCGCCUCCCCUUCAGGACGGUACUCACAAGAUCCAACAUUUGAUGGCGCUGCUAACCACAGAAUAG
This is a messenger RNA of Trypanosoma brucei brucei TREU927, 1740 nucleotides long. RefSeq lists its product as hypothetical. The record is from RefSeq and is a predicted model, not a curated record. The transcript has a single exon. Gene Ontology annotation, molecular function: metal ion binding. NCBI's taxonomy places the organism in Eukaryota, Euglenozoa, Kinetoplastea, Trypanosomatida, Trypanosomatidae. Bases 1 to 1740 code for a protein of 579 amino acids.